Messenger RNA from Salvelinus sp. IW2-2015, 1687 nucleotides. Its product is annotated as dysbindin. NCBI's taxonomy places the organism in Eukaryota, Metazoa, Chordata, Actinopteri, Salmoniformes, Salmonidae. Gene Ontology annotation, biological process: negative regulation of protein kinase activity. Gene Ontology annotation, cellular component: cytoplasm. The record is from RefSeq and is a predicted model, not a curated record.
CUGCUGUCCUCAUCCAAAUACUUUAGUUGACUGAGUGAGUACACUAAGGGAGAAGGGUCCUGUAGAAGAGAGAGCGUGUGCUUGAGAGAGCCAGUGACUUUCUUGGGAGUGCUUUGACUCUGUCUCUCUGUCCCAGGAGAGGAGGAGGGCGAUGAGCUGUCCUGCUAAAGCUCUGCAGGGCUGAUUGUUCCCCACCUCAUCUCUGUGCCUGACUGUGUGACCUGACCCUCCAGUCCUCCUCAACAGCACAUCUAAUCUGAUUCUGCAGCUCUCUGUCCGAAGCUGCCAGCACCAUGAGCUCAUCUGGGGCAAACCUCCACAACAAGCGUCUACCCUGUUGAGUUGUAUGUUGACAGUGGAAGAAGAUGUUUGGUCAGUCUGUAUACGUGAUGUGUUCAGGGAGCCCACCAUAAAAGCGGAGACCGAGCAUGCUCAGAGGGUCCCAGGAAUGGACGCAGCCCAGCAGAUGAAACUAAGAGAGCGACAGCGCUUCUUUGAGGAGGUCUUUCAGCACGAUGUGGAUGUCUACCUGUCCUCUGCUCACUUGCAGAUUCAUGACUAUAAGAGACCUCCCAUUGGCAGUGUCUCGUCCAUGGAGGUUAAUGUGGACAUGCUGGAGCAGAUGGACCUCAUGGACAUCUCUGACCAGGAAGCACUGGAUGUCUUCCUCGGCUCUGGGGGGGAUGAGGGGGUGCUGGCCUCCCCUGUGCCAGGUAAAGUAGUUCAUGGAAACAACAACAACGAUAAGGUAAUCAACCAGGGACGCUCUCUCCACUACACUGACGGUUGUGAUGGGAAGUUCCGCAUGUCCUCCACCUCCUCCACUAACAGCCAGAACACCAAUGAGGACGGACGGGACACCCAAGUCGUCCAAUCAGAUGAUGAAGAUGUGCAUGUCGACACAGUCUUGCUGAUGGGAUCACCCCCAGGGAAAGAUGAGAAGAAGGAUCGGUCUAUCCUCUCUUCCUAGGCGCCUUCCUUCACUUCCAAUAUUCAGUAACAGUUUGGACUUACUGAUGCUUACAAGUAUCACUUAAACUGGACACACAAACUUCUGUGGACUGGCAAGACAACUGCCACUUUCCACAGCUUUUUCUUUACUCUUCAUUUUGUUUUGCCUGAACUGUACAUAUAAAGCCAAAUCUUCUCCAAGCUUGCUUAUCUCCAUUUAUACUUCUGGAAUGUAGAUGACAGGACAUUUCUUUUUAUUUCCUCAUUUAGCAUCCUAUUAAGAUCUGGCAGUGUGUGGUACUCUUUUGGGAAGGACAUUUUUGUGUGUAAGCAUGCUUUACUAUACUACAGAUCGGAACAACUGAGUGUUAGUAAAAAGUAAGCAUCUGUAUUAACCAGGUUGAAAUAAAGGUUGAAUAAUUUAUAAAAUAAAGAUGUAGAGAAUUAAUAUUUUUUUAUGUAAGAUGUAAAUAAAGACAGGUUAACUUUUUUUCUUUAGAGAGAAACAUAUAAACUGUGCACAACUUUGCCAUGCUUUGUAAAUCUGGCCCUUAGUUCCCAUAUUCCCUAAAAUGUUCAACCAACCCAAAACACCUGCCACAAAUAAGGACAUAUUGUACAUAGUGCUUAGUGGUGCUUUAAUUUGUUGUAUCUUUCUCUUAGUCUCCUCUUAUUCUCUGACUUAAGGUUUAUUUAUUUUAACUAUAAAUAGGAAUAAAAAAUAACAUUUGUUUCC